AUGGGGAACAGGAAAGCAUACAAGAAGGAAUGUGGGAAUUUGCCAGCUAGGGUUCUGUGUAUCAGUCUGAUCCUCUCUCCCCAGGGUCACUUCCCUCCAAGGGCCAUUCAGAUCACACAGAAGAAGCCUUCCUGGAGGACAGAGCAUGAGAUCCAGGCCCUCUGCAAUGUUCUGCAGGUUCUGGAUAGCUACCGGAACUAUGAAGAGCCCCUACAGCUGCUUCUGGCCAAGGUCAUGCGCUUUGAACGGUUUGGUCGCAGGCGUGUGAUCGUCAAGAAAGGACAGAGGGGCAACAGUUUUUAUUUCAUCUACCUGGGCACAGUUGCAGUGACCGAAGAUGAGGACGGCAGUAGUGCCUUCCUAGACCCACAUCCAACAUUGCUGUACAAAGGAGGCUGUUUCGGAGAAAUGGGCCUUCUGAGUGCAGGAGUAAGGAGAGCCACUGUGGUCUGCAUGGAGGAAACAGAGUUCCUGGUUGUUGACCGUGAAGACUUCCUUGCCAAUAAACUAGAUGAUGAAAUUCAGAAGGAGUCUCAGUAUCGAUUUGGAUUUUUUAGGAGUUUGGAUCUAUUUAAAUCGUGGUCUGAUGAGAAACUCUGGCACCUCGUAACCCUGGGGAAGGUAGAGAAGUUCUCCCAUGGGCAACUGGUUUCAAAAGACUUUGUAGACUCAUCCUUCCUCAUGUUUAUCUGCAAGGUGAGAA
Castor canadensis (American beaver) is the source of this 703-nucleotide messenger RNA. NCBI's taxonomy places the organism in Eukaryota, Metazoa, Chordata, Mammalia, Rodentia, Castoridae. The record is from RefSeq and is a predicted model, not a curated record.